AAGAAGACCCGAGAGGACAAAGCGCCCGGUUGACGGAAUUGAGUUUCACCGCGAAAAGACAGGCUUAAAAUGUCGUUUUACAAAGAGUUUGUCAGGGACAGGUUGAUGCUGGCAGCGGAUGAAAUAUUCCAAAUGUUUGAAAGAACGAUAGCGUCCUUCGAGGAGGAACUUUCUCUCACAAAAGGGGAGAACGAGCGACAACGACAACAACUGGAAGGCUUUUGCAAGACGGAAAUGACAUCACAUGUCGAGGACGUCCAGCCACAAGAAGAACACCCCUGUCAGCUGAAGGAGGGGAGCUCUACUUUGGUGCAGGAGGAGCCACGGCCCGCCCACGUUAAAGAGGAGGCGGCGGACGAUGAAGUCUGGACCACUCAGGAGGGAGAGUGUCUUCUGGGACUGGAGGAGACGGACCUCGCCAAGUUGCCACUGACUGUAGUCUCUGUGAAGAUAGAAGACGAUGAAAAGAAACCACAGGCAGACAACCACUUAGCUCCGCUAUCAGAUAGUGACAACUCAACUGAGGAUGGAGACAGGAAGGACACUCAGGAACCUAUGAGCCGCGGUACAGACUGUGAAGGUGAUGUGAGCACUCACACUGACAACAAACACUCUGAUAACAAGACCGGCAAAGAACGAUUCACCUGCACAGUUUGUGAGAAACGAUUUUCGUACAAUUGUGAUUUUACCCGCCACAUGCGGACGCACACUGGCGAGAAACCCUUUGUUUGCUCAGUUUGUGGUCGUAGAUUUUCUGAGAAUUACAUUUUGACCGAACACAUGAGAACGCACACAGGGGAAAAACCUUUUAAUUGUUCAUUCUGCGAUAAAACAUUCUCUCAGAAGUCAAAUAUGGUAUCGCACAUGAGAACUCACACGGGGGAAAAACCUUUUAGUUGCUUAAUUUGUGGUAAACUAUUUUCUCAACGGUGCAAUUUGAAUUUACACAUGCGAACGCACUCCACAGAAAAACCUUUCAGUUGCUCAGUUUGUGGUAAAAGAUUCACCCACAAGGUAAAUAUGCUGUCACACAUGAAAACACACACUGGCGAAAAACCCUUUAGUUGCUCAGUGUGUGAUAAAAAAUUCUCUCAUAAGGUAAAUAUGGUAUCACACAUGGGAACGCACGCAUCAGAAAAACCGUUUAGUUGUUCAAUUUGUGAUAAAAGAUUCAUUUACAAGGUAAGUAUGGUGUCACACAUGCGGAUACACACAGGAGAAAAACCUUUUAGCUGUGCAAUUUGUGGAGAAUGUUAUUCUCAUCAGUGGGAUUUGACUCGACACAUGCAGAGACACACCGGAGAAAAAUCCUUUAGUUGCGUAGUCUGUGGUAAGAAGUUUGCUCGCAAAGACGUUUUGCUGAAACACAAACGAACACACACAGGAGAAAAACCCUUUGUGUGCUCCAUUUGCAGCGAGAGCUUUUCCAACAAGAGCAAUUUAGAUGUUCACAUGCGGACACACACGGGUGAAAAACCCUAUAGUUGCUCACUUUGCACCAAAACGUUCAAUCAAAAGGCGCACAUGUUGUCGCACGCGAGAACACACACGGGAGAAAAACUCUUUAAUUGCUCGCUGUGCGCGGACAGCUUUUCGUGUAAGAGAAAUUUCACUCGACACAUGCGAGGACACACAGGAGAAAAUCUUAGUUGCUCAGUCUGUGGUAAAAAUUAUUCUUAUGAGAAAAGUCUGGCGGCACACAUGCUGACGCACGACAAAGAGUAAAUGUUUUCCUUUCCACUUUGUUCUUAGAGAUGGUGAAAUGUGUACGAAGUCAUCUAG
Messenger RNA from Nerophis lumbriciformis (worm pipefish), 1782 nucleotides. NCBI's taxonomy places the organism in Eukaryota, Metazoa, Chordata, Actinopteri, Syngnathiformes, Syngnathidae. The record is from RefSeq and is a predicted model, not a curated record.